UCAAUGACAGGCACGUGCAUUGAACCCGAGGCAUCGCAUUAACCAUAUAUUUGAUAAACGGCAUCCAUUCCUUGCCGCUGUCCGGGCCAGGUUUUGUUACAGCGCCGCCACUUGCCGUAGCACUUGGAUUGGCUGAAGGAGCAAGGUAGCCCGCAGAGACGGCUCCUUCCCCUGGUCCAGCCCCGUCAGUGGAGCGCGAGGCGCGGCGCACGCACACACGGCUUCACACACACUCAGCCUGCACGCGUGAAAGGUGCGACAGAGAGGGACUCACCGGAGGAGGACUUGGGACUAAUCGGAGCAUGAAUUUGCCAUCAAGACUUCGAUCCACAUCUGCAGACAAAAGUAAACCUUUCAGAGGAAAAGCAAACGGAGCCAGAUUUUAGCGCAACAUCCUUCCUGACGGAGGGCGAUGCACCCGCCUCUUGUUCCAUAAACUGUCACAGUUUUGUAUGAUUGCAAAAAAAAAAAAAAAAUCUCACUGCGUUGGAUAUAUUUUCUGCAAAGCCAGUUUUUGCGCUCGGGUGUGCUUUUUUUUUUAUUUAAAGGGGUGAAAUUUUCGCCUGCUGCGCACGACAACGAACGACAUUAGUGCGUGUUUUGAGUUCAAUUUCUCAGUGACUCGGACUUGCCUCAGAGCGGAGUUUGACUCCUAAUCAUGGGGUACGGUGCUCAAACUGAUAAAGAAAGAGGAAGCGUGCAGAGAUCCUGUCUUGAGAUGCUGACCGUGUCCUGGUUUUUGCUUUUUCUCCUGGUGGAUAUCGGAGUGGCUCAAGUUGACGAUGACUUCAUUGGUCUUGGUGAUCUGCCGGAAACCUUCCCUUCAGACCCUCCUGAGCCGCUGCCGGUUUUUUUGAUGGAACCGGAGGAGGCUUACAUAGUCAAGAACAAGCCGGUCAACCUGUACUGCAAGGCCACUCCGGCCACCCAGAUCUACUUCAAGUGCAACAGCGAGUGGGUUCACCAGAAGGAGCACACUGUGGAGGAACGGGUUGACGAGAACUCUGGCCUGGUCGUGAGAGAGGCCAGCAUAGAGAUCACUCGGCAGCAGGUGGAGGAACUGUUUGGACCGGAGGACUUCUGGUGUCAGUGUGUGGCCUGGAGCUCCGCAGGGACCACCAAGAGCCGCAAAGCCCAUGUCCGCAUUGCCUAUCUGAGGAAGACGUUUGACCAGGAACCUCUUGGGAAAGAAGUGUCACUCGAACAGGAAGUGUUGCUCCAGUGUCGCCCACCUGAAGGUAUCCCAGCUGCUGAGGUGGAGUGGCUAAAGAAUGAGGAGGUCAUUGAUCCAGCAGAUGACAGGAACUUCUACAUCACCAUCGACCAUAACCUGAUCAUCAAACAGGCCCGCCUCUCUGACACGGCCAACUACACCUGUGUGGCUAAAAACAUUGUGGCCAAGAGACGCAGCACAACUGCCACGGUUAUCGUCUAUGUGAAUGGUGGAUGGUCAACAUGGACGGAGUGGUCAGUGUGUAACAGCCGCUGUGGCCGUGGAUACCAGAAACGCACACGCAGCUGCACUAACCCUGCUCCGCUCAACGGUGGCGCCAUCUGUGAAGGGCAAGGCAUCCAGAAGCUGCCGUGUAAUCCCCUCUGCCCAGUGGAUGGCCUGUGGACAGAGUGGAGUAAGUGGUCUACCUGUGGGACAGAGUGCACCCACUGGAGGAGGAGAGAAUGCAGCGCUCCAGCACCCAAAAACGGGGGAAAGGACUGUGAGGGCAUGGUUCUCCAGUCCAAGAACUGCACCGAUGGGCUGUGCAUGCAGAGUUCCUUAUAUCAGAAGUCCUCUGAGGCAAAAGACAAGAGUGAUUUUGGAAAUUCAUUGGCCCCCAGUACAGAUGAUGUAGCUCUGUAUGUGGGCAUCGUCAUAGCGGUGAUCAUGUGCCUGGUUAUCUCCGUCGUCGUGGCGCUCUUCAUCUACAGGAAGAACCACCGCGACUUCGACUCCGACAUCAUUGAUACCUCCGCCCUCAAUGGAGGCUUCCAGCCAGUCAGCAUCAAAACUGCCCGCAAAGCUGAUCUCCUGACAGCACCCCCUGACCUGACAUCAGCAGCCGCCAUGUACCGCGGCCCAGUCUACGCCCUCCAUGAUGUGGCUGACAAAAUCCCCAUGACUAAUUCCCCUCUGCUGGACCCUCUUCCCAACCUGAAGAUUAAGGUGUACAACUCCUCAGGUUUAGUGACUCCACAGGAUGACCUCGGAGGGGAAUUUUCUUCUAAACUGUCACCUAAGCUGCCGCACUGCCUCCUGGACAACAGCGACAGCACGAUGGGCCGUCGCACACAGACCCAGACUCUGCUCCGCACCAGGGAUCCAUCCUGUACUGCAGUGGGCUCCUUCAGCUCCCAGGGGGGACAUCUCAUUGUGCCUAAUUCAGGGGUGAGUCUGCUUAUUCCAGCCGGAGCCAUUCCUCAGGGCAGAGUGUACGAGAUGUAUGUGACGGUUCAGAGGAAGGACAACAUGAGGCCUUUGGUGGAAGAUGGCCAAACGGUGCUGGGCCCUGUGGUGAGCUGCGGACCCCCCGGGGCCUUGUUGACUCGGCCUGUCAUCAUCACCAUGCACCACUGUGCCGUGUGUGACGGCCAACAGGAUUGGCUGAUCCAGCUCAAGAGCCUUUCGCAGCAGAGCCAGUGGGAGGAUGUGGUGGUGGUAGGAGAGGAAAAUUUCACCACACCGUGCUAUAUCCAAAUGGAUGACGAAGCCUGCCACAUCCUGACGGAGACGCUGGGUACCUACUGCCUCGUGGGCCAAUCUCUGAGCGCUGCAACCACCAAGCGCCUCAAACUAGCCAUUUUCGGCCCUGUCACCUGCCCUGCCAUGGAGUAUCACAUCAGAGUCUACUGCCUGGACGAUACACAGGAUGCACUCAAGGAAGUCCUACAGAUGGAGAAGCAAAUGGGUGGGAAGUUGUUGGAUGAACCAAAGACUCUCAACUUUAAAGACAGCACCCACAACCUGAGACUUUCCAUCCACGAUGUCCCUCAUACUUUGUGGAAGAGCAAACUUCUAGCAAAGUACCAGGAGCUUUCCUUUCAGCAAGUGUGGAGUGGUUCGCAGAGGAACCUCCACUGCUGCUUUACCCUGGAGCGCUUCUCUGCCAGCACUGUGGACCUGGCCUGUAAGAUAUGUGUUCGCCAAGUGGAGGGAGAAGGGCAGAUUUUUCAGCUGGACACUACACUGUCAGAGGAUUCCCAGAGUAUUGACACGUCUCUGCUGGACCCCGCCAGUAACAUCACCACACUGGUGGGGCCCAAUGCUUUCCGCAUCCCCGUCUCCAUCCGACAGAAGUUGUGUGGCAGUCUGGAUGCACCGCAGACCAGGGGAAAUGACUGGAGGAUGCUGGCCCACAAACUUAACCUUGACAGGUAUCUUAACUACUUCGCCACUAAAUCCAGUCCUACGGGAGUGAUCCUGGACUUGUGGGAGGCCCAGCAUUUUCCUGACGGCAACCUCAGCCGCCUGGCCCAGGUGCUGGAGGAGAUGGGACGACAUGAUAGCCUUGUUCCUGCAGCGAACGAACACUGACACCUGCCCACCGAGGAGUGCGUCAUUCCAGGGAAGAAGAAGAAGAAGAAGAAGAAUAUGAAGAAAAAGAAGUACAAAACUAAAAUAAAAGAGAGGGACGCCCCAAAAGCAGGAGAGUCAUUUGGCGCCCCACUGAUAAAUGCACGUACACAUUCAAAGAUAACUGCGUGUGCGCGCAGUCUGAAGACGAUAGAAACAGCUAGGUCUGCUCAGCCAUGAUCCAGUUAAACAUUUGGCAACAAAGGGUGUAAAAACUUGGAGGAUAAACAAGAAUCUCUGCCAGUCAUUUUUCCCUGGCUGCUCCACUCUCUCUCUCACUCUCCCUCUGGUACAACAAGAAGAUAUUUUUGGCUCUAUAGUUUCCUUGGAAACAGCUGUCCGGUUAUUUGGAUGGACUGUGUGGAUAUGAGGGGGUUGCCCUUCCUAUAGACAGCAGUGUGAGCAGUUGAGACACUACCAGAGGUCAAAGGAGAAAGGCUUGGGUCAGAGAAAACAUCUCACUCUCCAAAAUCAGUCUCCAUAGCGAAUCCAUGGACGAGUGUGUGCUCUGUGAUAACAUAGUAUUUAAUAUUAUGCCUAUUUAUACAUAUCUUUUGUUUUUUCUUCUUUUUAUGCUGCCUGUUAUUGAACACUUGGCAGUUUUCUCACGUUUUUGCUUCUUCUUUCAUUAUGUUUGACUGUAUCAUAGCAUCUCCUGGUGGACAUUUGCAGUAACGACUCAUCCUGUCAGCCAAGUUUUAUGUGUACAGAAGGAAAUCAAUGAUGUAAUCAUUUUGCAGUUUUAGUGUUGCUGUCGUUAACUACUAUUAAUACUUUUUAUUCAUGUUACUUAUUGGUUUUCAGUUAUGUGUGCUUGUUUAACAUUAUUAAGUCUUAAAAAUAUUUUUGAUAAUUUGCAUUGCUUUUCAUUUCUUUUUAUUCUUUUUGGUCUGUUGUUUUGCAUGUUUUUUACCAGGUCAUUUGGCUAAUUACAUGAGACUAUUGCUCCUUAAGAGGGCGAUCAAGACAAUUUCCCCAAAGCAGAUGAAGUUCAUGAGUGAUGCUGAUGAUCUGAACGUUGUUCAAGAUGAUAUUGUCUACAUUAAAGAGACCAGGCAGAGAGGAGAGGUAGAUAGAAAAGGGAAUCAAAUAAGUAUAUUUUUAUAGUACCACUGUAACUGAAUAAAACUGCUUUGUACCAAAUUAUUGACAUACAGUGUAUGGAGGUUAAAUUUAAUACAGAAGGUGGUCAUCUAAAUAUCAAAUGUCAUAAUUGUCAUUUCUUGUGUUCGGAGGUGAAUGACGUUCGUCUGAGGUUUUGGAGGAGAGCAGAGAUUUUAACUUAGACUUCUGCGGUUGUACAUUAAUGACAGAAGCCAUCAAUGUUGCGAUGACACUGACUCUGUGCGUAAAAAAAAAUUAGUGAUAGUUGUAAAUGCAACAUUCCUUUGAUGCAGCAGUACUUGUGACUGUUCAAGUGUUCUUGGUUGGUUCUUGAUUUUUUCUUUCUUUCUUUCUUUCUUUUUUAAUGGCAGUUGUCCCAGUUUUUCGUAAAGCCGUCUAUGCAACUUUUGCAUCUUUCUGAAACAAUCUUUACAUUCUCAGUGGGCUAGCCUUUGCAUUCCCUAGUUGUUCUCCAGCUUCAUGAUUAUUAUUGUGUAUAGUGAGAAUGUAGUCUGUCUGUUUCUGGCACUCAACUGCUUGCAUUUCAUCUGUCAAACUUAUUGUACAAAGUGUAAGAAAGAAUUUUUAAGACUAAUAAUAAAUUAUAUUUAUAUGCAACAUUGAACAUGGAGCACGAG
Scatophagus argus is the source of this 5310-nucleotide messenger RNA. It is a transcript of the gene unc5cb, whose product is annotated as unc-5 netrin receptor Cb. Gene Ontology annotation, biological process: netrin-activated signaling pathway. The record is from RefSeq and is a predicted model, not a curated record. Bases 659 to 3529 code for a protein of 956 amino acids. Lineage: Eukaryota; Metazoa; Chordata; Actinopteri; Scatophagidae. Gene Ontology annotation, molecular function: protein binding; netrin receptor activity. The transcript is spliced from 17 exons. Gene Ontology annotation, cellular component: membrane.